Schizophyllum commune H4-8 is the source of this 1153-nucleotide messenger RNA. RefSeq lists its product as uncharacterized. Lineage: Eukaryota; Fungi; Basidiomycota; Agaricomycetes; Agaricales; Schizophyllaceae. The transcript has a single exon. The record is from RefSeq and is a predicted model, not a curated record. Bases 337 to 1125 code for a protein of 262 amino acids.
UCUACGCCAAAUGCGGCUCGAGCGUUCCAGGCGAGCCAACCCGUGAGCGGCGACAUAGUUUGUUGUCGAGGACACUGUGCGCGGCGGCCGUCAGCGCGCGAACGCUCCUUGGAACGAACCGUCACCACCGCCGCCGCCGUCCCCGACGAUACCGUGCGAGAACUCUGGAAUUUCCUCUUGUUCCCACACCCCGCGGUCUCCCUUGCCCUCCUCUGCCAUAGAGUCGGAUAGAACGCCCGGCUCGACUGGCAAACUGCGCACACUCGGACGCGAAGCGCUCGCUCGUACGCCUGAGCGAAUAGGGAACCCCCAUCCCGAGCACCGUCGCGCGCCAACAUGGCUCAGACCGCGCCCCCAUCAUCCGCAUCCGCCGCGCAGACGAUCUACGCCCAGUCUCCCCCGUCCGCCUCCAUCCUGGCACAGCGCCGCCGCUCGACCGCCGCGCACGCUCGCCCAGCAGGCCCUCCGCCCAGCCAUCCCAUUCCCAAUCUUCCGCCAGCGGGUCCCCCGCCCGCCGUGCAGCUGCCCAGACCUCCUGCGGACGAUCGCUAUGAUGACCAGCCGUACAGCGAGGGCCGCCCCAGCCUCGGCAGCCGCUCUCAGUCAGCCCCCUUCGCGCGUCCAGCCGCUUCGCCAGGCCUUGCUGCCGUUGCUAGCUUCGCCGAGGCUCGCGACCGCCAAGCUGCGGCUUCCUCUUCAUCAUCACGCGCGUUCGCACCCGUGUCGCCAUCUUCUGAGGACCUCCUCGACCCACCCCCGCCGUCACUACUGCCUCCACGCUCGGCGCACGAACCACCGCCCCCUCCCUCGCCCGAUCGGCUUGAGCCUCCGCAAGAAAACCGGCGCCCGCCAUCUUCGCGUCGCGCCCUCACUCGCGCCCUCGAGCUCGCCCGGGAAGCCGUCGAACUCGACUCCUCCAAUGUGGACCCCGAGGCGGCCGUGAUGGCAUACGGCCGCAGCGUUGCUCUGCUUAGCGAGGUGAUGGAACGUGUCCGGCGGGGCGAGGAUAGCACCGACCCGCGCAGGCGGAACGGGAGACGACGCAGCGUAGUUGCCCAGGAAGAGGAGAUCCGGCGCUUGCAGCAGAUUGUGAGCGUUCCUGCAAUGUGUUUGAUGGAUCGCUAACGGCGCCUCGCAGCACGAUACGUAUGCC